AUGGCAACCAAAAUGGUCAUCCAGCAACCUAGGCCACUUGUAGUGGCUGCUGCCUCUGAUCAGUGGAGCACCAGCAUCUGUGAGUGUGACAGCGUCAACGAAUGUUGUUUCUCGGUGUGGUGCUUCCCCUGCUUUGCCUGCAUCGCAGCCCGGGACCACGGCGAGUGCCUCUGUCUCCCCCUGCUGGACACUUUUGGCCUCAUCCCUCCAAUCACUCUCUCUAUGAGGGUGUCCCUGCGCCGCCGCUAUGGUAUCAAGGACACCAUUUGCAAUGACUGUGUGUACGCCUUCUUCUGCGGUCCGUGUAGCUGGUGCCAGAUCAGACGUGAGAUGAAGGCGAGGCUUCAUCCAGUCACCCUGCUGAACAACAGACCAACUGGCUAAACGCCCCAAACCCUCAUUAUCGCUAUCAUCAUCAUCAUCUUCGUCACAGCUGCUGUCGUCUUAUCCUUACCGCCAUCAU
This is a messenger RNA of Electrophorus electricus (electric eel), 463 nucleotides long. RefSeq names its product plac8 onzin related protein 4 (gene ponzr4). The record is from RefSeq and is a predicted model, not a curated record. NCBI's taxonomy places the organism in Eukaryota, Metazoa, Chordata, Actinopteri, Gymnotiformes, Gymnotidae.